This is a messenger RNA of Alternaria postmessia, 837 nucleotides long. RefSeq lists its product as uncharacterized. The transcript is spliced from 2 exons. NCBI's taxonomy places the organism in Eukaryota, Fungi, Ascomycota, Dothideomycetes, Pleosporales, Pleosporaceae. Bases 1 to 837 code for a protein of 278 amino acids. Gene Ontology annotation, molecular function: acyltransferase activity, transferring groups other than amino-acyl groups. The record is from RefSeq and is a predicted model, not a curated record.
AUGGCGAAAACAUUCUCUCCCGUUACGCCAGUCAGCUGUAAUUACACAGUGGACACCAAGUCAUCAACCUUGAAGUCUGCUAACAUUAGGGUCAAUGAGGUACCUGCUAGCUUCAGAAUCCUGAAGCAAAAGACAAAUGGUGCUGGCGCUACUGUUCUGCCUCCGCUCACCGACGGCGUCCGCGUCGUUACGGCUGCGGAGUACAAGCAGGCGGCUGAGUGUCUGGCGCAAGCCUUUGGCCAGGACGAUGUUGCCAGGUACUUCAUUGACGUGCCUGAUCGUGAGCACUGGACCGAAGAGCAGAAAUGGGCAUUGCAUGUCGAAAUACUUGAGUACAUAACGUAUGCUCACAUUCUCAAGGGACUAGUGACUACGGUAGGCGACUUCGAAGCAGUCGCACUGUGGAUGCCGCCCGGCCAGAACAUGGACGACUACCUGACGAUUUUCCGCUCUGGCAUGUGGCGUCUCAACUACCGCCUUUCCUCUGAAGGCAAACGCCGUUUCUUCGACGAAUUCCUGCCCCUCCUCCACGACACUAUGCAUAGCGCGCUUGGUGAGCGAGAGCAUGACGCCUGGUACCUUGUUUACCUAGGUACCAAGCCCAGUGGCCGUGGUAAAGGUCAUGCUCGCAAGCUUAUUGAACAUGUAACGAAGCUUGCAGACCGCGAGGGAAGACCGUGCUACCUGGAGUCGAGCAAUGAGACGAACCCUCCGAUCUACAGAAAGUUUGGCUUCGAGGAGACGAGAAGGAUCAAUCUGCAGAGGGGUGGUAGGAACAUCCCGUUGGACAUUAUGGUUCGAGAGCCUGUUGGAAUGGAGAAGAAGGGUGGUGCGUAG